Molecule: messenger RNA, 861 nt
Organism: Apaloderma vittatum (bar-tailed trogon)
Lineage: Eukaryota; Metazoa; Chordata; Aves; Trogoniformes; Trogonidae
Gene: CD86
Product: CD86 molecule
Exons: 5
Coding region: 1-861 (286 amino acids)
Biological process (GO): cell surface receptor signaling pathway; negative regulation of T cell proliferation; positive regulation of T cell proliferation
Cellular component (GO): external side of plasma membrane
Source: RefSeq, a predicted model, not a curated record
AUGGAAGUCUGUAUAUUCUUCCUUUAUACUAUGAUACUUCUCCCAGGUAUCGCUGUCAGUGUGCAUCAGGUGAAGUCAUUUCUCAAUCACACUGCAUACCUAUCCUGCUAUUUUCCAAACUCUCAGAAAACUGACAUAACGGAUUUAAGAGUUUUUUGGCAAAAAGGCCAAACCGCUGUUGAAGUGGUGCACGAAGUAAACUACGGCCAAGAAAAACACGAUAACCUUAGUCCUAAAUAUAUAAAUCGCACCAAGAUGGAUAUGGACAAAUGGACUUUGCAAUUGUUAAAUGCAGGAAUUGGGGACGAGGGACAGUAUACAUGUAUUGUACAGCACAGAGAUAAAGGAUCACCAAAGGUCAUACACACAUCUGAGUGCUUACUGCACAUCAUUGCCAACUAUAGUCAACCUGAAAUAGCAUGGCUGCACACGGGGAAACUAAAGCCCAACGAAUAUUUGAAUCUUUCCUGUUCUUCCAGCGGAGGCUAUCCAGAGCCCAAGCAGAUGACUUGGCUAAUGUCAUAUGAAAACCAUACACACCCAUUUACACGUCCCAUGGGUGUCUUACAGGAUGCUGUAACAAAGCUGUACAACGUUACUAGCAAGCUGAAUGUCCUAGUUCCUCCAAACACCCCUGCUAAUAUUAGCUGCUUGCUUCACCUUGGAGAGCAGCUGGGGAGCCUUGUCUCGGUGCCGUUAGGAAUAGAGAUACAGCAGGAAGAAAUGGAGCAAGUGAAGAUAAAUUUCUUUGGCCCACUUAUAGCUGUGAUUAUACUGAUCACACUUCUCCUGGGUUUUGUGGUAUUGAAGAAGAACAUAAAUAUCUCAUCUACCAACCAGAGUGUCAGUCUAGCAGUCUAG